AUGUCCGCAACCAUUGACUCUAACCGUGGCGUUCAACGCGGUGCCCUGGGCCAGUCCAGUUUCGUGCAUUCAGCUGUCGGUGAUGAUGGGGAGGAGGAUUCCCGUGACCUAACAUCGGGGAUACCCGGGACGCUCUACCUCCCCGGCAGCAAUCUCAACGGCUCUAACUUCUUCUCUACUCUCGAGGGAUUUGAUGAUGAGAUGCGUUUCGAGAGGGCUAGCAAGAUGCCCAAGAUUGACCCUUCUGGACCGUUCUCUUGUGGGCCUACCCUUGGGGACCAACUAGGACCGAGGGACGCGGGCUUCGACACGUCCAUGACGGGAGUCAAUAACAAUUCGACCCUCCUUAUGAAGUUGCUCUCUUCAACUGAUGUUGAAGGUCACCAUGCGCCUGAGGAACCCGGUCCUAGUCAUGCAAUUUACUCGGCUUUGUUGAAUUUAGCCACGAGUGGAGGCAAUCGAUCAACCCCUGGAGCCUCCACUACUUCCAAAGGCUCAGCUGCCAAUAUUAAUAAUCGUGAGCGAUCAGCACAAGGUCACCACACGGGUCCUGCUCUCAUCCUGGGACCAGAAUUGUUUUCUGCUGGUCUCCCGCAGUCCAUGGGCCUAACGACUCUAGCCGCAGCCGUGACGACUCCCACGGUUGGCCGCAAAGUGAGGAGGGUUCAACGCAACUAUGGUACUGGUAAGUUCGCUGGUGCCCACAACUUCCCGAAUGAUGAUGUUAAUGGUCCCGUAAGGGUGGUCCGUAGAGUUCACGGUUGGGUUACUAUUCUGAGACAUGGAGGUAGACAAGCCACUGGCCCCUACCGUGAAACAGUUCAUCAAUGUGUUGAGGACCAAAAGGAAGUCCAUCGACUACGUUUGGAAAGGGGCCUGACCAAUUCUGAGUUGAUGCAACUCCUUGAACAGAUGAAGGUUGUCACUGAUCGACACCCGUCUACGCAGUUGAUCAAGAAACCCAGGAAGCUGGACUAUACGGCUCCCAUUGGCGUUAGACGUAUGCACAAGGGUUUCAGAGCGAGUGUGCGAGUGAGGGGUAAAGAGGUCUAUGGUCCACUACGACAAGAUGUUGCUGAUGCUACCUGUGAUAGAGAGGAAAUGAUGAAGUAUCGUCAUGUAGUUGACGCUCCUGGCAUGAGGGCUUUUGUUAAGACCCUAAAGGAACGCGUCUAUCCUCAUCAUCAACAAGAAGUCCAUCGUUCUCUGCAUGGCGAGCAGGCACCGCCCUCUAACACUCAUUCUAACACUCAUCGUGUAAUGCCUACAUUUGCGACCGAAGCUCAGGGUCCAAUCUUGUCGAUUGGCUGAGGAACGCUGUCAUCGUACUUUAAUUUCCUUCGCGUUCGCACCGAACUACGGCUGACCAUCCAUUAGUUUUGUUGUGUCACAUCUUAUAAUUUCGUAUUUCGCUCGUAUAUGUAGUAUUUGUUCUGAGGGGUUUUGCACCGUGUUCAAGGGUGUCAAGGGUGUAUGGUGGUUCGACUCUAAUUUUCACUACUAAGCGGUAGUGUAUAUUUCUCAUUUGCCACAACCAGUAUUAGCCGUAGAAAGUACUACCAGGUAU
Molecule: messenger RNA, 1567 nt
Organism: Perkinsus marinus ATCC 50983
Lineage: Eukaryota; Perkinsozoa; Perkinsida; Perkinsidae
Exons: 1
Coding region: 1-1311 (436 amino acids)
Source: RefSeq, a predicted model, not a curated record